This is a messenger RNA of Tribolium castaneum (red flour beetle), 2597 nucleotides long. Its product is annotated as rho GTPase-activating protein 11A. The record is from RefSeq and is a predicted model, not a curated record. Gene Ontology annotation, biological process: signal transduction. Lineage: Eukaryota; Metazoa; Arthropoda; Insecta; Coleoptera; Tenebrionidae. The transcript has 9 exons. The coding region runs from base 137 to 2476 and encodes 779 amino acids.
UUACCUUUGAGGUUUUGAAAAUUGCGUAUGCUCGCUAGCGCACUGUUCCUCCGUUUGAAAGUGACAACUCGAGCAGCGACAGCAAUGAACAACAUAAAUUAAUUUCCUAAUAAUUAACGAAACCCCCUUCUACAUUAUGUUUCUCAGUGAUGUGCUGAAAAAGGAAGAAUGCAGGAACGAAGCGCUCCAGGAGCUGCAAAAAUUGGGGAUAAAGUGUCGGCCCAAGAAACCCAAACAACAGACUGUGAAAGCAACCCGUAAAGUGUUCAAAGUUCCUUUAAGAUCUCUCUCGGCGGAAACUGUUACUUUAAAGACCGGACAGCAAAUUGCUGUCCCGAAACUAGUCCAUGAAUUGUGUUCAUUUAUUUUAGCCAAAGUUAGCACGGAGGGGCUGUUUAGGAAAGAGGGCUCCAAGGCGAGACAAAACGAAAUUAAAUUGUUGCUCAAUGGGGGCGGCGCUGUUGAUAGCAAUUACCACAUUAUCGACGUCGCGGCGCUCCUGAAAAUGUUUCUUAGGGAAUUACCGGAGCCUCUGAUACCUUACGGCUACCACGAGUUGUACUUAAGAUGCGCUUUGUUGGAGAAAGGCAGAGUGCGAAAGGAAGCCCUGCUUUUAGCUUGUCUUUUGUUGCCGCUGGAACACCUAAACACUCUGAGUUAUCUGCUGCAGUUUUUUUAUGACGUGACGCAACACUCAGUCUCAAAUAAAAUGAACGCUUAUAACCUGGCCAUAGUCAUAAGCCCUGCAAUUUUUCCCAUUGAGGAAAAGCUUUCGCCACAUAAUAUGCAAAUGAGGACGGCGAAAUUUUGUGAUAUUGUGCAGAUUUUGAUAGAGAAUGCACCUGAAGUAGGUAUUUUGCCGGAGAGCAUCAUCGAACGUCUCGGCUCGAAUUCAAGUGUGGACUUGAAAAAGAAGAAACGGCGCAGUGGAUCGCUCACAAGGAUGUUUAACGGCCUUAAAAAGAUAGUUGGAGGGAAGUCGGAAGAGAAUCAUAACGUGGUUACACCAGACUUGUUACUCACUCCGAUUAACAAUAAUGUGGUGAAAAGACGACGAAUUCAGUCGAACGGAAUUUCGAACAAAAAAAAGAAGGAACUGUUGAAUAAAUUACCCGACAAUGUUUUAUUAAAUACGCCAUUUACGCCGUGUCGCACUCCAGUUAGCAUGGACUUGAGUGGAACACACGAAAAUCACUCAAAAGAACCGAAUGACUUAAUCAAGGAAAAGAAUUGGUUUUCGCGCAGCCGUAGCGUGAAAAACCUGAAACCCGAAGCGGAAACUAAACCAGCAAACACAAAAACUUUACUCGAGCGUCGAUGGUCGGCAAUAACGCAACCCCACAACCUGAAAAAGGCCAAGAAGCGCAAUUCCUUCGCCGCCACGUCGAAAAAGGACGAGCCUGACUACAUUCGAGUCCCGAAAACCGAAUACGAAGCAAUCAAAAGCCGAGUUUCCGCAAUGGAACGCCGAAUUUCGCAAGAACUGGAAAACGUGCAAUCGCGAAUCGAAAACGACAUCAACGAGGAAGUUGACGUGAACAUCGAAAACGUCCAGACUGCCUACGAACAGACCUUGGUCCAGUCCAAGCUGAGCCCGACCGCCGACCACUUGGCCAAGAGACUGAGCCGGGAGUUGAAAAUCCGAAGGAGCGCAGAACAGAAAAUAAUUCGGUCGCCCAGUGCCCGAAAAAUCGGGAGCAUGCGGCGAAAAUCGCUCGAGAAAAGUAACGUGAAACUGGGGCGCCACCAGUCGUGGCACGUGGCCCCCAGAGAGAGCAUCCCUCGGGUGAGCUUGAGGCGGGGGAAGCCCAACACGGUGAUGACAGGUUUGCCAACUUUGGAGCACAAAGAACUGAAACGGACGCCGGUUGGGGAGCCAAUCACACGCAGCGUUUCGUGCAACUUGUCCGGGAGCUCCAGCGACACGUGGGUGAGCGCUGAGGGGUUUUUCGAGACUUUGAAGUCGAAUGACUCCUCGGUGGACGGGAGGGCUUCCCUGGCGCGUCUCAGGAGUCAGAACGCUGGGAUGGUGCUCGCCAAAGCCAAACUUUUCGAUAAGUUGACCGACUCGGACAGUUCCGGCUCAGUUCGGAGCUUGCCGAGGGUGAAGACCGGGACAAAAAUCGGGUGCUGUAGAACCAACGAUUCGCGUUUGUCGUACAGAGUGAGGAGUUUGAAAUACGAGGAGAGGAGGAUCGGAAAGAAGAGCAUGUCCCCGCGUAAACGAAAUUUAACGCAGAAACAGAAGUUACAAAUUGCUAAAGAUUGUCUGGAGAAAAGUAGCGAUAAGGAGAAUAUUCCUGAUAGUUUUGAAAUAGCGAAAGACUGCACUAACCAAAAAUUCGCGUCACCGAAUUACUCAACACCGAGAGUGCCGCCACAUAUCAAAAAGUCGCUUUAUGUGAGCUCCCCCAAGAGGCUGUGUCGGACGCCGGGGGUGGAGCGCAGCACCCCGCUCAGAGUUUUGAUUAAUUAGGAGUGGAAACGAUUUUAUAUAUUUUUGCCAUAUGUUAUUUGUAAAAUGGUCACUUUUAGGACCGCUUUUAUGAUUUUGUGACUUGUAUAUUCGUUUUUAAAUAAAUAAAAGUGAAAGAUUG